Molecule: messenger RNA, 1375 nt
Organism: Saprolegnia diclina VS20
Lineage: Eukaryota; Oomycota; Saprolegniomycetes; Saprolegniales; Saprolegniaceae
Exons: 1
Coding region: 12-1328 (438 amino acids)
Source: RefSeq, a predicted model, not a curated record
CGACAUUGCACAUGUUGCUUCAUUUCCCCACUUGCUACCAAGUACUCAUGCACCUUCGGUUCUUGACGGUCGCGGCCGCCACGUCGUCGGCCGUCGCCUGGAACAUGGCGCCCGUCCGCUCGAUCCAAGCGCGCGUCCAGGGCGACACGCCGGUCUAUAAUGCGGCGCACGAUGCGUUCGUCUCAUCGUACUACAAGACGUUCGAGGACCAGUACAACGGCGUGAUGGACACGGUCAACCUCGCGAGCGUCGAAGGCGCGCUCAAGUACGUCCAGUCCGAGUGCAUUGCGAGUCCGACGCCCGACUGCCAGCGCAAGAACAACGUCAAGAACAUUGUGUUUUACGACAUUACGAUCGUCCAGCCGAACGCGUCGCUCGCACAGUUUCAAACCAACCAAGCCGUGUACCCCGAGUAUGGCCCGUACCUCGCCAUGGACAGCGGCGCGUGCACCGCGUCGGGCUCGACACUGCCCACCGAGUGCCUUCAGUACAACGGCCUCAACGGCACGGCCAACCUCGGACCGUUCGUCGGCGGUGUCACCUCGACGGCCGACGCCCGCGCCUUGUACCCCAACACGAUUUGGUUUUCGUACCCCAACAGCUGCGUGCAGUCCACAUGGAGCACCAAGACAGCGGCGUGCCGCCAGCAGUUUACCGGUGGUCUCUGCCCGUUCGGUGUCAAGCCCGACGGUGUCAAAUGCACGUACUCGUACACGAUCCUUGGCUGGGUCGCGCUCGACGACGUCGUCGGUAUCACGAGCAUGACCAACUUGAAUACGAACGCGCCGUUCAAGGACUUUAAGGAGUUUUGCACGGCCAAGAAGAUCGAGUUUGGCGUCACGACGGCCGCCAACGGCUCGUUCGUCGACGUCCAGUCCGACUUGACGUUUUGGGACAACCCGAACGACGUGGCGGCCAACACAGCCCGCGCCCAGGCUGUCGUUGACAUGUACACCAAGACACAAAAGGCACCGAUGAAGCCGCUCCCGACCAUCGAGGCGCUCAAUGCCGCCAACCCGCCGUGUUACAAGAACGCCAAGCGCUGCUACGACGCGCCGUUUGGCUGCCGCCGCUCCUUGUACGCGCAGGUGUGCGAGGUAUGUACGUCGGCGUCGCCCGACUGCGUCGUCAAGGACCCGAGCUACACGUUCCCGGCGCUCGUGCUGGCGACCGCACCGCCGACAACCGCGCCCCCCGCCGGCGCCCCUGGUGCCCCCGGUGCGGCUGGCAACAGCAACAACAACAAUGGCCCCAAGGCGUCGUCAGCAUCAACGAUGUUGCCGGCGGUGGGUGCGAUGGCUGUGGCUGUGGCCGCCAUGCUUCAGUAGAGGACGCCUUUAUCGACUACAAAUAUAUACACCAACGUUACCCUGUU